Messenger RNA from Batrachochytrium dendrobatidis JAM81, 3099 nucleotides. RefSeq lists its product as uncharacterized. The transcript has 18 exons. NCBI's taxonomy places the organism in Eukaryota, Fungi, Chytridiomycota, Chytridiomycetes, Rhizophydiales. Gene Ontology annotation, biological process: transmembrane transport; intracellular zinc ion homeostasis; zinc ion transport. The coding region runs from base 1 to 3099 and encodes 1032 amino acids. The record is from RefSeq and is a predicted model, not a curated record. Gene Ontology annotation, cellular component: membrane; endoplasmic reticulum. Gene Ontology annotation, molecular function: monoatomic cation transmembrane transporter activity.
AUGAAUUCAAAGACAGUCGCAGAUGCAUUAUGUCUAGGAAAUAGUCGCAAGUUUGUAUCUGUCAAUCCAUUAUUUCCAUUGCAUGCAUGCUUUGUAUCCACCAUCAAAAAGGACUCGACUACGAUUUUCAGCACAUCAAAAAGUAUGGUCUUGUCAUCUACAGUCCGCACUCAUGUUACUGCUCCCAUCACUCCGUUACCGGAAGUAAAAGAUUCAAUCAACUCCAUUCAACCGUCUGCAAUAGAUACAGCACAGGUAGUUUCAUCCAAUCCACCAACCCCAAUCAGAACUGUUGAACCGAUCACUCGAGAGGAGCAAGCUCAUGACUCGGCCGUAUUGGCUACAGUUGCUUAUAUCUCGCAAGCUGCUUAUAUUGGAGAAUGGAAGAGUCGAGUAAAACAACUUAGAAGAGAAGUCACUGAAGUUGAACAUAAAAAUCAGCGGAAACAUCAACUUAAAGGAUCACAAAAAGUAGUGUUGCUAGCCAUAUCAAGCAACCUCAUUAUGUUUUUUGCAAAAUCAUACGGCGCAAUCACAUCUGGAUCUGCAUCAAUGUAUUCAGAAGCUUUGCAUUCAUUAGCUGAUGUAUUAAAUGAGAGCUUAUUAAUGCUUGGAAUUUCAAGAUCGCUGCGACAACCAGACACUGAGCAUCCUUACGGAUUUUUAUCAGAAAAUAUAUGUAUGAUGCAAACAGGUGUAUUUUUUUUGGGAGGCGGUGUAAGUUUGUAUCAUGGCAUCAAUGGACUAUUUGUGAAUGAUCACGUUUUGGGCGAUCCCACCAUUGCACUAUAUAUUUUGGGAGCGUCACUAUCAUUUGAUUUAGUUACAAUGGCAUUUGCUUACCGACAAAUAGCAUCGAGUGCACGCCAGGCCUCGACAACAUUUUGGUCUUAUCUCGUCAAGGGUGGAGAUCCAACCUCUGUUCAAGUUUUUCUUGAAGACUGUUCAUCUGUCACGGAUUCGUUGGGAUCCAUUACAAUUGGGAUACUGCUGAGUGCUGUUGCGACAUUUUUGAUUAAACGGAAUAUUUCUGGAUUGGUGGAGCGAAGUAUGCAUCCAGCAAAAGAAGCAAGCAUUAUUGGGUUACUGGAAGCUGAUUCUAUAGUGACGUCUGUACAUGAUGUCAAAUCGACGAGUAUUGGACCGGAAUGGGCAAGAUUCAAAGCCGAGAUUUUGUUUAAUGGGGAAGAGGUUGCAAGAAAGUAUAUUGCAUCGAAUCCAGUGCGUAUCAAGACAGAUUUGGAGACUCUGCGAGCAUUGAAUACCGAUGCGGAGAUUCAAGAAUGGAUGACAAAGCAUUCAGCACGAGUAGUAGCGAGUUUAGGUACAGAAGUAGAUCGAAUAGAACUGGAAAUCAAGGAAGCCAUGCUAGUCAGCGUUCUUAUUGCCAGCAUUCCGACUACUAUUGCCUCGACUUUGUCUAAAACGACUCUCAAUACAACUCUUCCUUUGGAUGCUCCAGAAACUCUCAUCGACUAUCUUAGUAUAUAUCAAACCACUUUCAAAUCCAGUCCAAUACUAGGAAGUCUGUUUCUAUGUCUAGCACUGAUAUUUCUGUUUGUAGCUCUUGCAUCGACUGCUGAACUGUUCUUCUGUCCAAACCUGUCAUCAAUUGCAACUCUGUUGGGAAUGCCUGAAUCAGUAUCAGGAGUGACUCUGGCUGCUUUGGGCAACGGUGCUGGUGAUCUUUUUGCUACAUUUGCUGCCUUUCGCACUGAUAAAAUUCCCCUGGCAUUGGGUGAACUGUAUGGCGCAGCUACAUUCAUUUCAUUUCUCAUAGCUGGCUUGGUAUGCAUUAUUCGACCAUCAAAACUGCCUCGUCGACCUUUUGUUCGAGAUGUCAUUGCAUUCAUUGGUGCAGCUAUCUUGGUUAAUGUAUUUGUUGUAUCGGGUGAGAUUGACUUGAUCAAGGGUUGCGCGCUGGUUGGAUAUUACUUGUUGUAUGUGCUGGUUGUGAUCGUUGGUGUAUGGAUUAGUCAAAGGAAAAUGCAUGAAAUGAGUUCUCAUGCAUCAAGUGUAAGAGCAUUGAUUCAAGAAAGUACUCCUCAGCUUGGAGACUUGGAUGACAAUACUUCUACAACAGAAAAUAGAUCUUUAUUAAUAGCCGAGUUUCCAGAUACACGCUUAUCAAACAUGUCAUUAGUAGAAGAAGCUGAUUUCGAUGCCGAUUUUUUUCUCCCUCAUCUUCGAAUUCAAAAACUAGCCAGCACAUACUUUCUAUCCAAUCGAUCCAGAUCGCCUACUCAUGAACACAAUUUUAGUGACUCGAAUCAUAUAUCUUCAUCAGACACGCUAUCCAAUGCAUAUAGACCUCCAAGACGGCAGGCUAGUGAAGACGAGGUUUUAUCUUACGCACCAGUGGUGACUCCACCUGACCGAUACGAUUGCAUUACAACUUUUUUAAAGUCCACUCUUAUGUUGGCUGUACCCGUUGUUACCAAAUGGCAUCGCAUGACUGUGCUUCAUCGUCUUCACUCCAUUGUUGCAUCACCACUUGUUUUAAUUCUCACAUUGACUGCACCAGUUGUGCAUGAACAAUAUUUGGAUGGAUACAUGUGCAUAUCAGAUUCAUUACUGGAGCAACGUGAAUCGUUACUGAUGGAUACAGAGGCAGAUAUGGAAGAUGGACAUAUUCAUGUAUUGGAUCAAGAAGAAAAGAUGAUUCCAGGACUGGUCAUGACUCAAAUGUUUUUUUUACCCAUGGUACUGUGCCUUUAUUUUGAAGUUAAUGUAGUGAUUGUAGAGGAUAGUGUAUACAUACCAGUAUGGGGAGUAUCUAUUAUUUUUGGCAUCGUGCUGAGUGCUUUGACGUGGUGGAUGGUGAUUCCACGUAUAUCCAGCCGAUGGAUACUGGUUUUUCUUGCAGUGAUGGGAUUUGGAGUAUCGAUGUUAUUUGUUGCAACAGUGUCAAACGAAUUGAUUGGAUUAUUGGAAGCCAUUGGAGUACUUUCAGGUCUUAGUCCAACCAUUUUGGGAUUGACGCUUUUUGCACUAGGAAAUAGUAUUGGAGAACUUGUAACGAAUAUACAGAUUGCACGAAUGGGAUAUCCGACCAUGGCUAUUGGAGCAUGCUAUGGUGGACCAAUGCUUAGUGAGUAA